Messenger RNA from Oppiella nova, 585 nucleotides. The record is from the annotation of a GenBank genome assembly. Lineage: Eukaryota; Metazoa; Arthropoda; Arachnida; Sarcoptiformes; Oppiidae.
AUGGAUUGUUUGAAAGGUUAUAAAGAUUUGGAUAAAAUCUUAAAUGUGGUGAACGAGAAAAAGUCGGACAUAAGUGAAUGCAUAACCAGUUAUGAAAAGGCCAAACAAAGUCUACCCCACCCUACCCGUGAUGAACAGGACAACAUUUACAAAAUCACUGAAGAUGACAAGAAAGGCGCUGAAGGAAUGGCUAUAUUAUACUGCGACAAAUGUUCAGACCCGGACACCGAGAAAAUGAUCACAGCAUUCAAGACAUGUACGGAAAAGUGCAAGAUUUUCGGAAAGUUUGUGGAGAUCUCUAACAAACUUAAGGACAAUAAGAAUGAAUGCAUCAAAAGUGUGUUGACAACUAUGAAAGGCAUGUCUGAGCCCUCGGCUGACGAGGAAAAACUGUUUAACGACUGCUUUAAGGAUUUGAAGGCUCACCCCGAGCUCUUCAAGAAAUGUAAAUUCACAUAAAUUAUAUUAAUUGAUCAUGCACAAUUGUAUUCCUAAACUCAGGCAAAGAAUAAAAAUUGUUUUAGUUGUUAUUAUGGUGUUAUAAAAUUAAAAUGUUCAAAAAUAAAUAAAAUAUUUAAAAAAAUA